Moneuplotes crassus is the source of this 954-nucleotide messenger RNA. NCBI's taxonomy places the organism in Eukaryota, Ciliophora, Spirotrichea, Euplotida, Euplotidae. The record is from the annotation of a GenBank genome assembly.
UUGCAGUUUAGCAUUAUCAAUGGAGCCUAAUAUGGAUAAUGAGUAUGACUUAGACCAAAUGAUUGACACUCUGACCCAGUUCAAGUACUUACCUCAGAAACAGCUAGAGUAUCUCUGAGAAACCUGCACUGCCAUCGUUGCUAAAGAGCCUAACUGAGUCGAGCUGCAAGCUCCAGUCAAUGUGUGUGGGAGCCUGCUUGGCAGAAUGAGUUCGCUCCAAGAACUCUUUAACGUGUGAGGACACCCACCUGAGGCUGACUUUUUGUUUCUGGGCAACUACUGCAACGUCGGCAAAUUCGGAGUUGAAAUUAUAUCACUGUUGAUGGCUCUUAAAAUAAAGCACCCAACAAGGGUCACUCUUCUGAGAGGGAAAUUUGAUAACUGGAAUUUAUGAGAAAGAAAAGGUUUUUUUGAAGAAUGAGAAUUAAAGUAUGGAAAUGACUACCCCUUUACUCUGAUUCUAAACUUCUUCAAGCACUUGCCUCUAUGCGCAGUGAUAAACAAGAGUAUAUUCUGCACACCUUCUGGCAUUCCUCGGUGGAUGCAAGUGAUAGAUGAAAUAUUUGAGGUUGACAGGUUCGAAGAGAGUGACUACGAUAGUCCACUGCAAGAGUUCAGCUGGAAUCAAGCUGAUGAACGGAAGGGCUGGAACAUCAGCCAUUUAGGAACAGGCUUCUGCUACGGAGAAGAUGCCACCGAUACAUUUUUAGAUGACAAUGACUUUGAUAAUGCAGAGGGACAGGGGUUCGUAAUUGCCUCUUCAAAACCCUUGAGUGAGGGGUAUCAGUGGGCUCAUGGCAAAAAGAUCUUAUUCAUUCAAUCGUGUCCUAGUAAGUUCAAGUGGGAGUCAAACAGCUCUGCUUUUGCAUGUUUAGAUGAGUAUCUUAGACUAACAAUCCACCAGUUCCAGCCCAUUGCUGACUAUCAUUCUUUUCCUGAGUAAAUGUUCAAUAU